AUGCAAACCACCGAUUUUCUACGCAAGUACAACGAUUUUGAUGUGGUGCUUGCGCUGACUGAUGUGGGACCGAAGUACCUGCUCAAGGCGCAGACAGUGAGCUUCAGAAGACUCAAUAAGAAUCUUUAUUACAACAACAAAUUUGUUAACGUGCUCAUGGCCUGCAUGCUGCAACACCGUGGGAAGUCUGAGCCAACUUUUUUGCAUCUCACAGAGCAUUUCCUGGCCCGUGGAAGUCCUUGCGCCUUGCUUGGCACCAGAAACAGACUGACAAGGCGAACGCUCAUGGAAGAGGUUUGGUCUUUGCCUUCUAUUCAACAAUUCCAUUCUGGUUUGAUCGGCAAAAAUACUGAGAAGGGCGAGUGGCAAAUACUUUCACACGAUGCUACAUUCAAAGCACUCUUCUCUGUCAUUGGCCAGCGGAAGAUGGCGCUGGCACCUGGAGAAGGGCAUGCGUUGCAUUCGCUCUUGGGACUGAGCGGAGCCUUGGCAGGCUUGUCGCUUCAGCACGCAGAGGGGCCCAAAUGUUUUGCUGACGCAGUCACAUCUUUGCUUCCGGAGGAUGCGCGUCGAACGACGCUCUGGGUCUUUACAGAUUCGCCAGACACAGUGCAAAAAGCAGAUCACUGCUUUCCACAGUUGCAGGGUGUUGCUGAGGACCCUUUGCACUUUGUGCUGCGGGUUGAGGCUUGCUUUGGCGAAAAACGUACAGCCCUAUCCCGGAACCUCCUCCAUCUGCAGAAGAAAUUUGCACACGCCCUGGACUGCACCAUUUUCAAAGGCGGCGCUGCUCCGAAGGCGCAUGAAGGACAAUGGCCUGCUCGACGAAGCAACCCGCUUCACCCAGACCGGAACUUUAUAGACUACAGCCAAACUCCUUACUUGGAUCACCAGUCUUACAUCGAUGACAUCGUCGAUUUGACGCUCCUCUACCCUGAUGACAUGGGGCGCAAGAAUUCCAAGGGUCAGUCCGUCAAGCAGAUCCUGAUCACAGGAAGUGCUUACAGACACUUUGCCUACCUCCGAAAUGGUUGCUGCGCUAUCUCGGCCCUUUCGCGGGAGCGCCGACAAUUAUUUUCCUUUGGUACUGCUGCUAAUGAGGCCUUGCACGCGCAGUUCAACUCCUCACAGAGCACGGUAGUACAACAACAUUUGGAAAGUGUGCAGGUGGUCUUGAAAAGUUUUUCCUGUGCCAAGUUGCUGGCGCAUCACAGCGCAGCUUAUGCGCCCACGGUUGCACAGAGAUCCCAAAGUCAAAUCUUGGCAUUGUUGGAAGGCGCCCUUUUGCGACCGGACUCUGAAUUUUGCAAGCCGUUUGACGAAACGCAGCCUGAAGCCGUCACUGACCGGAAACGGUUGCGGAGACCUGUGCACGCUCACGAUGGGGGAGCUGCAGCUCACAGAGCCCAACUGGCAGCGCGGCAAAGAGAACAGUGGAGAAAGCACUUGCACAGUAAGAAGUGGAUCGGUCGGAAGUGGACCUUGAAACGCACAGUUUUCACAAAGAAGAAACAUCGUGCGCCACCUCAUGAGAGGUAA
Molecule: messenger RNA, 1539 nt
Organism: Durusdinium trenchii
Lineage: Eukaryota; Dinophyceae; Suessiales; Symbiodiniaceae
Source: the annotation of a GenBank genome assembly